Messenger RNA from Podarcis lilfordi (Lilford's wall lizard), 14527 nucleotides. The record is from the annotation of a GenBank genome assembly. NCBI's taxonomy places the organism in Eukaryota, Metazoa, Chordata, Lepidosauria, Squamata, Lacertidae.
ACACACACACACAUACACACACACGGCUGAAACAAAAAGUGACCUAGGCCUGGGAUUUUUGCUGUUCCGCUCGCCUCUGGAUUAUUUUCAGCCCCUGCCUUAGCAGAAUUCGGAGCGCGGCUGGAAAACCCCGCGGCGUUUCUGCCGGAUCGGGGCUGCUCCGCCUUCCACUGGGCUGCCGCCCUGCGCGAUAUUCUGAGGGCGUCUCCCGUUUCAGGCGCCGAAAGACAUCCGCCGAGUCUCGCGUCGCCGCCGCGAACGGCCGUUCGUUCCCGUUAUUUCCCCCUAUCUGCGCGUUUGCGCGUGCGCACCGCCAAGCUCCGAACCCGAAAGGGGCGAGCGGGUGGCUCAUUCUCCUCGAGAUCCAGCAGGAUCCGGCCGCAUCCAGCCGAGGCGCAGCGACCGAGGAGCCCCUAUGCCGGGCUGCUGAGGCGGGAAAGGAAGAGAGGAGGAAGAAAAAGAAGAGAGGGCGGGUGGCCUGGGGGGGGGGGGGAAAGCGGCCGCCGUCCCCUCAGCAUGUAAACCGGGAAUGCGAAGCCCGGCGGCCGCAGCAGCAACAGCAGCAGCAGCCGCGCCUGAGGGAGGAGCAGCUCCGGCCGAAUAAACCCCGAGGAGGAGGAGGAGGAGGAAGCGGGUCCCGUCAGCCCCACACACGGCCUGAGGCGGCGGCCUGAGGCGAUGGCUUUCCAGCAGCUGGCGGACGCGGCGGACAAAUGGUGCUCGCGCACCCCCUUCGAGCUCAUCGCCACCGAGGAGACGGAGCGCAGGAUGGAUUUCUACGCCGACCCGGGCGUCUCCUUCUACGUGCUGUGCCCGGACAACGGCUGCGGAGGGGACAGCUUCGUAAGUAGCCACAGGCGACGACCCCCCUCAGGGGGUGUCCUUUUCCCUCCCCCUCCCCCCACAACUGGAAUAAAAUAUUGAGGUGGGGGGGGCAGGCCAGGCCAGCCCCGCCCCAUCAGGUGACGCGACACGCUUUGAAUGGCCACGGACGUCAACUUUUGUUUUUCCUUUUGGGCCCCCCCCCCCUCGCGAGCCCCAUGGAGUUGGCCCCUAAGAAAGAGGCGCAAAAAAUAAUGGGGGAGGGAGAGAAAGACCAGGGAGCCCCUUUCUGUUUCUUUCCCCUGCUGUGUUUCUUUUUCUCUUUGGGGGGGGAUUUUUUUCUAAUAGUAAUAAUAAUAAUAAUAAUAUAUUAUAUAUAUUACCAUGGGGCUGAGGUGUCUUCGCUUUCCUCCCUGCCCCCAUGAAAUAAUAAUAAUAACAAUAAUAUAUUAUUAUUAUUAUUAUUAUUAUUUUAUUUUCCCACCUUUUGGGGGUGAUUCUUCCUUAAGAGUGGACACAGGAGCCAAGACCUAGGGGCAGAAGCAGUGGCAGUGGUUCCCAACCUUUUUUGGGGCCAUGCCCCACCUAAGCAUCUCUAAAAUCCUGAUGCGUUCCCCCCCAUAUAAUUCUUUUUAUUCAAGAAGUGAACUGUUCACACGGAGGAAGCCUAAAAGGCCAUUCACUGUUACUAAUUCAUUCUCAAAUUGCCCCCCCUAAAAACAAACAAACCCAAAAUCAAAUUGCCCCCCCCCCCGUGGGGCAUGUGCCCCAUGUUGGGAACCAUGGGGCUGAGGUGUCUUCGCUCCCCCCCACAAAAAAAUAUCUGAAAUAUUGUUGAUGGGCAUUGCUAUUAGAGUGGUGUCAUGGGAUCAGAUAUGUGGGGCAGGGCUUCCCUGCGCCCCCAAUAUUUAAUUCAAGUUGGCACCCCUGAUAGUGAGGUGGGGGGGGCACAGAGAGAGAAAAGGGGGUCUUGGCCCUUCUGGGCCUUUCAGCCUUUUCAGCCUUCCUCAUGGUUCCAGUCUGGCCAUCCACACUCACAGCACUUGGGAUUUCAUCUGCUUUUGGAGGUGGGGGGGGGGAGCUUAAGUCAUCGAGUGCAUUUGCGCCUCACAUUCAUCUUCGCCUGGGCCGGGAGGUUAACAUUGGCUCCUUUGCCUGGGAGUGAUGGAUUUCCCCACCUGGAAGGAGUCUCAGAGCUGGCAUCAUCUGCCUCAAGGUGUGCAUCCUUUUAUUCUGGCAAGCGCUGGCCCCUUGCUUAAUUUAUUUUUAUAUCUCGUCCUUGCUCCCAAAGGAACCCCCCAGGCAGCAGAACAAUUAAAACAUUGGGGCUUCUUUUGACCCCUAGGCCUUAUGUUUAUUGAUUUCAAUUCCAGCCGGUAUUUUUCUCCAAGGAGCUCAAGGAAACCUGCGUUGUUAUUCUCACCUCCUAGAAUCAUGGAAUUGUAGCAUUGGAAGGGACCCCAAAGGCUGUGUUAGAAAUGGAGCUAUGAAAACUAGGAGCCCAAUGGCACCUGAAACCAAGGUUACAGGCGCAACAACGGAACGUCUAGGUUUGCUUUUUUAAUAACAAGAAUACAAAGCUGAAAAUGAAUGAACUGCAGCAAAAAUACUGUGUUUGUUUUUCACAUGGUCCAGUCCUUUCCCUGUCUGCCCCCCUAAUAUUCUUAAGAGGGUCUUGUCUCCAGUCUUCAGAGAGUAGCUGGAAGUGGGAAGGCAGAAAAAGGUCCUCCUUUCCUUCCACUCUGCAGUUUUAACCUGAAAUCUUAGGCACAGGACUGCGCCCAGAGCUCAGAAACUGCUCUUCUAUUGUAAACAAGAGAAGAGCAUCUCUGAGCUUGUGCAGAGUGCCUCUCCCCUCAGCAAUGUGUAACCUCCUGCUAGAUAUGAGGGCAAGCAGUUCCCCUUUCAUCUUAGACGAUUCUGGAAUUUACCUAUAGGAACUGGUCGGCAAACCAGGAGUCUUGAGUCCCGUGGUUGGGCUGUGUUUGGUGGAUCUCACGUGAUCCGCUGAGGGCAUCUCCAUCUUUCAGAGCGUUGAAGCUUCAGAGAUCUGAUAGUGAAGCUCAAGGUACUCCUUUUUCUGAAAAUGUUGCACAUCCUUCUCACCCCAGAGGAAACGCCAGGCCUUGAACGGUACAGUUCCCAUGUUGUUGCUGCCUUGCAUUUACCCUGGGAGGGGCUGGUGGGAAAUUGCAAGCGUCGCUCUGUGCAUGGCUUGCUAGAGGAAAGAACCUCCUAGCAGGCCUGGGGUUGCAGCGAUAUAAGCAAGGACUGGGUCACUUACUGCUACUAAAUAGGAAGAAUAGAAAAUGUGGGUGCUUGGGAUGAUGAUGUAGGAGGGAAAGGGCAGAGAAUGCAAUCCUUAGGAUUCCUAUUGCUGGGAGCAUCGUCCUUUCCAGAUCAUAUGCAAAAUGGAGUCUGCUUCCCCUGGUCACUGGCAGGUUGGCCAGAAUUAAAAGGCAAUGGGUAAAGGAUCGCUGGACAGUGAAGUCCAGUCUGGAAUGCGGCGCUCAGUCUUGCUUCAGGCUGAGGGAGCCGGUGUUUGUCCACAGAGGUAAUAGAAAGGAGUGAGUUGAGUGAUGGUGGUUUGAAAUUAAGAGCCAGCCCUGUAGGUAGCAUAUUCAAAACCUCUUCCCAGAAUCUGCUGUUUUUCUCUCAGAAGGUAGGUACCAAAGGAUGGGGCAGCAAAGUGUAGGUCUGCCCCGUUUCACCUCCAUCAGAAGUUUGGCUAAUAGCAUGGGUGAAUUGCUAUCACCCUAUCCAGUGGAGAAUGUGUUGUGAUAAAAUGGAGUCAGUAGGAUAACUGCCCUCUCCCCAAGGGGCACCCUUGUAUCAUUUAGUUCCACAAGGGGCUUCCCGAGAGGAAUAUCUUAAAUUUGUUGCUCUGGAGGAUCUAGAGAAAAUUCUUUUCUGAGGGGAUGCCGCUGCUUCUUCUUCCCUUUUGGCGGCCGCUUGGUGGUAGCUUCUUAUGUUUUUCCUGGCAGAAAUAAUGAAUGGGCCUUCACUAGGACCACAAUCACACCAUACAUUUAAAGCACUGUGAUACUGUCAGGGCUCCCCCCAGAGAAUUCUGGGAGCAGUAGCCAGUUAUGAGUGCUGAACUUAGGACCCCCUAUUCCCCUCACAGAACUACAGUUCUCCAAGUCAUUUUACAAUAAAUCCCUCUUUACAGGGAACUCUGGGAGGGGACUAGGGGUCUCCUAACAACUCCCAGCGCCCUUAACAAAUGACAGCUCCCAGAAUUCAUUGGGGGAAGCCAUGACGGUUUAAAGUGGCGUCAUAGUGCCUUAAAUGUAUGGCAUGAACAUGGCCCUUUGAGUUGGUGGCGCCAGACUCAGUUGUGCAUAGAAGAGACCCAUUGAACUCACUAGGCCUUAAUUUAGCAAUGGCUAAUGCAAGUCUCCUUGAUUUCAAUGGGCCUACUCGGAGCAUGGCUUAAGUCUGCAUCUAAUCUAUUAAGGGGAAUUACUGGGUUUUUAUUUCUAGCUCACCAUCUCUCAUGGGCUUAAGGUGGGCCACAUCAAUUUCACUGGAAAAGCCUUGCUGUCUUAAGUACAUUCCCGUGGGGGAAUAGGGCUUGCCACUCUGUAAGUAUGCCCAUGACUCAGAAGCCGUGCUGCACCUCAUUGCAAUUUCUUUUCGCAACAAGCUGAUCAUUGAAAGCCCCUUUGUGGAAAAGGCCAAAAUAAUUAAAAGAGAGCUUGAGACUCAGAGAACUAGCAUGGUGUAGUGUUGGUCUUGGGCCAGUUCUGUGGAACAUUGUACAGUACAGCACAGUUGGGGAAAGGUUGUAGCUCAUGGUAGAGCAUCUGUCUUGCAUGCAGAAAGUCCCAGGUUUGAUUUCUGGCAUCUCCAGGUAGCUCUGGGAGAGUCCGCUUGCCUGAAACCCUGGAAGGCCUCUGCCAGUCAGUGUGGACAAUAUGGGGCUAGAUGGACCAAUGGUCUGAUUCAGUAGAAACUAACUUCCUAUGUUCUUGUGACAGUCUGAGAUGGGAGGUCUCUCGCACGCCUGCCCUUGGCUUUUUAGUGUAAUUGGAGACUUUGCCAAUUAUCACAGCCUAGUUUCUAGACUUCUUCUGAAUUCCCAAAGAGAGGAAUUACUCAUAGAUGAAAAUGGAUAAUAAAAUUUAUUUUUUUGAUAAUAAUAACUGGCCCCAGGACAGCGUUCUCAAUGACACUAGGCACUUUGCCAGGGCUUUUGCAGGGUAAAAAUGGAGAGCAGGCAAGAACGUUACUGCUAUGAUAAUGCAGUUCUGUCUAGUGGGUUAUGCUUUGUAAAGUUCAUUUGAAAGUUUUGAAACAUUGGAUCUGCUUAACGGAAAGCAGCCUACAGUUGAUUUCUUUAAGAACUAGGGCUCCAUAUUUGGCUAGAGUUGCCAGAUUUUGAUAUAAAAAGUUGUGGUUCCUGGGAAGGUUCAACCACUAAGUGGACCUUUGGGAUUAGGGGGCAGAGCCAAGUGUGGGCCUUGUUGGAGUUGGGUGAAAGCCUAAUGGGAGUUUUGUGAAUCCAAGGGUGAUGUCGUGGUUUUGGAAGGUCCAAAGGAGUUCACACAAAACCUGGAAAGGAUAGAUCCUUUCCAAGUUAUAUAGUUUUGUUGUGUGUUUUUAACUGCCUGAAGGGUGGAAAACCAACCUUGCCUGUUGCUUUUCUGGCAACUGGAAGCAAAAACAAACAAACAAACCCCACAACAGCAGCCAGGCCAAAUAAAUAUUUGGUUGAUUAACAGUCUUACAAUAAAAUAAUCAACUGAGUGGCUAGAACGACAUCUGGGCUGCUUUGUGCCUUGUUUCUUAAAGACAUGGAUUUGAAGGCUUAUGUCUCGUUGCCAAUUCACACAACCAUUCUGUACAUGUUGAAGCCAUGAAGAGCUAUUCCUCUUCGUCCCUGAAGCAUUGUAUGUGCCAAACUAGAUCAGAUGCUGUUUUUAGCACAAGUACCCUCUAAAACGAUCGCAUGGUCGGCGGUUCGAAUCCCCGCGGCGGGGUGUGCUCCCGUCGUUCGGUCCCAGCGCCUGCCAACCUAGCAGUUCGAAAGCAUCCCCGGAUGCAAGUAGAUAAUAGGGACCGCUUACCAGCGGGAAGGUAAACGGCGUUCCGUGUGCUGCGCUGGCUCGCCAGAUGCAGCUUGUCACGCUGGCCACGUGACCCGGAAGUGUCUGUGGACAGCGCUGGCUCCCGGCCUAUAGAGUGAGAUGAGCGCACAACCCUAGAGUCUGGCAAGACUGGCCCGUACGGGCAGGGGUACCUUUACCUUUACCUUACCCUCUAAAACAGGGAUGUCCAACCAGUAGACCACGGGAUCCUUAUCGUGUACAAAAAGUUAUGGGUGGAAAAGCUUAAAAACUCUGUACAAUUCUCCUUUAAAAAAAGCUCAGCAACUCUGGGCAAUCCACCCACCCCACCCACGACCCUCCUCCCUCCAGUGACAAUGGGUAGAUCACUGUCAGUUUUUUUAAAGACUUGGAGUAGAUCGCAGUCUCUUGGGAACUGGACAUGCCUGCUCUAAAACAUUCCAUUCUUGCAGCAUCUUGGGUCCUAUGCACACUUGCAUGUUUAUAUCACUCAUUCUCUCCAUGCUAGAUCUGUCUUCUUGCUCACUGGUGUCAUUGGGACUUUGGCCCGCACCUUCAUAAACCAUGGCUUGUGAAAAUGUAGACGGGUGUUGCUAUUGACCCUCCCAUCCCAAGUGUUUCCAUUUGAGAAUUUCAUUCUUCCCCCUGCCAAGAUGGGAUAGUGAUUGUUGCUGGCCCAACUCUGCUAUUCCUGCCCUUGGCUGGGUAGUUAGCUGCAUCACAUUAGUGCUUCCAGACAACAGCAGAGUGUGGCUUUGUUUGUUUGCAUUUUUAAGUGUGCAUUUGCAACAUGAGAGUUGAUAUAGAAACACUGCCUUGUGAAUAAUAAUAAGUUUCAGUAGCUAAGUAUACAAACAAAUAAAAUAUAAAACUAACAGGAUCAAGCAUAGAACACCAACCAAAAAUAUAAAGCGGUAUAGAAAUGAAAUGAAUAAUAAUAAUAAUAACCAAAAGAAAACACGGACUAGGUGUCUACCAUCAAACGCCAGCAUUGCAACAGAAGCAGGGGUGUUGGAAAUCAUUUUACAGAUUCACAACAAAAAUCAAUAGCACAUUACAAGCCUCAUGUGUUGCUUAUGUCUUGGCGGCUGUAGUUUUCAAGCCAAUGGCCAAUAAUGUUUGGAGUUCAUAUCCAGCCACACACAUUUCUGAGAGGCAGGUGGAAGAUUCUGACCCUGCUGUUGGGUCACAUAAGUUAUGAAAGGUUAUCAUGUACCACCCAAUUUUCAGUUUGACUCCCCUCAAGUGUCUAGGUCCCCCCCUUACCUUUUCCACUGGCAGUUAAAGCUUUUGUACAAUAUAAACUAUACAGCUGAGUUAUUGGCAUUCAUGAAAACACCAAUUUUGAUUUCACACAGCAUUUUCAUUAACUUAAGUCCUGUUAAUUUCAAUAGCUGUGUUUCAAACAUGAUAAACUCUGUAUCCAGCCCAUGUUCUUGGUGCUGAACCACUGGUAUCAGCAUGUUCUUGCACAAAUGCUCUAGGAACCAUGAAGAGAACUCUGCUGUCUGCAAGCUGGAUAGGUGGGCUUAAGAGAAAUAAGUAAUCAGAUAAAGAACAGCACUCAGGAGCCCUGAAUUGGUUGAGAAGAAACCUUUAAGCUGCCAGGUUGUCUUUAAGCUGUCUUGGUCUUGUUUUCAGAGAAGAAAAGGAAGAUUUUCUAUGGAACACAGGCAUGUACCACUGAUUAUUUCAAAUUUCAGGUCAGCUGAAGUUAACAAGACGUGUAGUCUUGCAGAGUACACUUAAUCUGACAGUUUGUAAGAGGAAAAGCGAUUCAUAAAGGACCAAAAGUUGUGUGUGUAUUUUCUCACAACCCUCAUUUUAUUCUCACUUUGCUGUUGCAGUUGUGUUCAGUUUUCAGUGGGUUGCUUAGCAAAACUGCCUCCUGUUACAUCCGUGUAGUGUUAAGUCUUUCUGGCGCUGGGUUGACAGUUUUCCUUUGUGAAUUGGACGUGAAUGAAGCUAAACUCCCUUUGCACACGUCCCCCAGGUGAUAGAUGAGCCAGAGAGCUUAGACUGGGACAUGCAAUGGGCAAAGACCAACGUAGCAUGAAGCUUGUCUGAUUCAACAUGUUAACAGAGUUCCCGCUUCUGUUGGCACUUUGGGAUCCAUUUUGUUUUCUAGCAGAGCUUCUGUGCCACAGGUGGUCAAGAAGCAAACAGCAUGAAGAAUUCUAACUAUCUCUAGGUAUUUCAGGGUACUUAAUAUGGGUCAUUGUUAAGGCGUCUCAAACUUUUUGUACAAUAGAGAACCUAAUUUAUUUACCUAAUUUAUUUCACCUUGGGCACAGUGUAGUGUGAGUCUUCUAAUUGCCUAGCCAUGGUUUGCAAAGCAGAGGUGGUCUGUGGGGUCUCAUACCUCUCCACCUUCCCUCCUCCAACUUUGUGAAUUCCCUUUUUUCCCUUUUUUAGAGCUAAGCAUGGUUUAGCAUUGCAUAAUUUGUAGACCCACUUCUAACCACGUUGCAAACUGCGGUUAGAGCAAACCAUGGCUUGCAAAAAUGCCAUUGCAAAUGCAUAAGAAUGUUAGCUCCAAAAAAUAGGAUGGAAAUACUUUAGAGCAGAGGGAGAACAAAGAAAUAAGACUACAGUAAAGGGCAUUUCUUGACCUCCAAACCAUGGUAAUCUAGGGGUGGAGACUGAGUGGCAUUUGUUGUGUGGGUUUGUGUACUCUGCUAAAUAAUGUUUGCGUAUGAUCUUGUAUAACAUGCUUUCAGUUAGGUCUUUGAUGUGAUCCUUGUGUAAUUUUCUUUCUGUUCUUUGGAUUUUGCUUGAGACAUGAAAUUGAUUUUGCUCGUAUGUCGCAGCUGGCAAACUUAAAUGUUCUAAUAUUCACAAUGAAGUAUUAAUAAAAAAUAGCUUGACACCUAUUUUUCCUUGUGAAAAACUGGAAACUGAAAAAGUACCUGGGGAGUGCCAUAUAUUUAGACUGUAACGCUUACAGGAAGAGUAGGGGUAACCUGAUUCGUCCCGCUUUGAAAUAUUCUAUGUGCAGAUGCCCUGGACCUAAAAUCUGGGGUUCUUGACAUGUAAAAGUUAAUAUAUUGACGUUGUUCAAAACAUGGUCUUGAGAUUUUUGUCUCGUUUUCACACAUAAUUGCUUGCUUUCCUCCUAGAGCCAGUUUAUGCAAUCAGCAGAACUGAGUGGUAAACAUUUGCCAGUGAUAAAGCCUUUUUCCAGAUUGUACCAAUGGAAAUGGGGAUGGUGCCUGGUGGGGUGGGUGGAGGAAUCCUUAAAGAAACUGAAAAUAGCACCUCAGGGAGACUUUUUCAGCGUCAUCCAUGAUGCAGCAUUUUUCAUGGAGGCAAAUUCGGACAUGCAAUCUCCAAAGAUUACAUGAGAUGUUCCAGUCUAGGAAAAUCUCUGCUUCCCAAUUCUUCUGCUGACUAUAUGAACUGUAUAGAGCUGAUCCUGGCAAUACAGGACAGAUUUUAUGUAAUAGCUAUUUAUACCUAUAUGCUUUUAUCAUUGGGAAUCUCAUUGCAAAUGUGCUUAUGUAACAAACCUUUCAGAAACGACUUUGAAAUUAAUCCUCUUUAGAUCUGCCUCCUUUUGGAGACAACAUGCGACCUGGUUAUGGUGGGCUGGCCACCCUGGUGCAGAGGCAGUGCCAAUAUGUUCAGCUAACUUAGCUGACAUCUGCCAACAGCUGAGUUUGAACCCUAGAAAGAUGGAGGCUCUGUGGACAGGUAUUUCACGAAUCUGGAAGGUAUGGUGGUUGCCUGUUCUGGAUAGCAUUGCACUUCCUCUAAGGGAGCAGGUACUUAGCUUGGGGCUACUCCUGGAUACAGGAGGCUGUUAGAGGUUGAGGUGACCUACGUAAGACAGGCCUUCUGUUUCCAAGGGAUGGAGACACACAAACAUGAGGGUGUGUGGGUGUGUGGGUGUGUGUAGGUGUAGGUAUAGGUAGAUGGAUGGAUGGAUGGAUAGAUAUUUCAUAGACGGUAUUAAUUGCAUUUUAGCCUUCUUCCAAGUGGUGCACAUGUCUCUCAACUCCUGCUUUACAUUUACAACAACCCUGCAAAGUAGGUGAGGCUGAGAAACUGACUGGCUCAAGGUCACCCACUGAGCUUCACAGAUGAGUUGGGAUUUGAACUCUGGUUUCCAGAGUCCUGAUCUAGCACUCUUAUCCACUGAACCGCACUGGCUCUGAUUAGCCCCUCUGCAUUUUGAACCCUACCAGCAAGUCAGUUUGUAACCUAAUUAAGUGCCUGCACUAAUUAACAUUCUUCUUCUUUGUUCUGAAAGACUGCAGGUGUGGCUAGAUCAAUGCUGUAGCUAUGUGUUGUCCCAGACAUAUUGGAUGUGAAUUUAUAUCUGAAGUAGAGAGUUGCAUAGGGAAUAAAAGGGUGGUUGAGUGUGAUAACUGGAGGGGACAUUAUAAUGUGAGUAAAAUGUUGUGCGUAUAAUCAAAAAGCUGGAGAAAUCAAGAUGAUUCUUUGUGAGGGCGGAAUCAUUCCUGCCCAAUCACAUCCUGGUCAUUUCCCAAUGCUGCCUUCAAAUUUUGGGGAUCUUUCAGUGAGAAGACUUAAGGAGCUAGUUCCUGUCCACCACACCACUCCCCAUUUGCUUGCCCUCUUUGUUGGAAGCCAGUCUGUAUGGCAAGCAAUGUCCUUCAACUUGGCUCCUCAUAUAUAGCAUUGAACUACAACUCCCACAGUCCCCAGCAGCCUGGAAUGAUGGGAGUCGUAGUCCAGCAGCAUCUAAGGACCAAAGGUUGAAGAGGCAAGUAGAACUUACAGCUCAUUCUCCUUGCCCCUGCCAUUGCUUGCUUGCUCGCAGAGGUCACGUGAGCAGUAACUGAGAGCAAGGUGGAGGUGCAGCAGGACUGCUGGUUCCAUGGAUGGGCAGCGGGCCACAUCCUGAGACGUGGCUUCUGCAGGUGCCUGUCAGUGCCAACCUCUGGUGCUGGCCCUCAGCUCUCCUCAUUAGCUGCGUUGCUCACCAAGACACCUGGCUGCCAGUGCAGGAGGGAAGGGAGGUCCAGGACUGACGCAGGAGCUUCUGCGUUGCACAGGGGAAGUGUGUGCAAAUUCCUGCUUGCUGUGUUACCCCAGAGGUGUAGAAAAAGCUGCCACUGAUCAGACUUGAAGUCACUGCCUGUCAGCGGAUGGGCAGUGGCUUCAUUGAUCAAUGGUGGCUUUUCCUGCACCUCUGGGGUAACACAGCAAGCAUGAAGAGGGCCAGGGAAUUUCAACAUGGGCUGGGGAAAUGGGCCAAAUUGGGAUCCGGGCCAAGCCAAUUUUGGGCAGUGGGUGAGAGAUUCUGCACCCCUGUGCUAGGGUGACACAGCACUUUAAUCCGUUUUAGGUGCACAAACCUAAAAUUCUGAUAUGCCCUUGACUCCUUCCUCCAAAAUGCUGACAGUCUGGAGGCACCACCCAAUAUAACAAUUCUGCUACUUUGACUUGGUACUUGAGUUUGCUUUUCCUCCUCUCCUCUCCCCUCCCCAUCCUUUUCCUUUUGUGUCAUGAGCCUGAGGGAGGUGACCCUCUCCCUGUUGCUCUUUGUAAGUCACCAUGUGGCUGGAGAGCAGAGUAGAAAUCCUUUAAACAUUUGUGGCAACGCUGAGUCUAUGCAGAGGGAAGAUUUAUAUGCAACCACAUAGCCACUGGACAGCAGAGAGUUAGAUGGGGGCUGCCAUUGGGUUAAGGCUCCUGGGUUUUAACCUGUUCCUCCCCACAGCUCUCUAUAGAUCACUCUACAGCUCCAGAAUCUCUCCAUAUCAGUUUUAUUGCUUUUUAAACUUCACUGCCUGCAUGAUUAACCCCUGCUUUGUCAUGGCUUGCCUUUGCAGCACGUCUGGAGUGAAAGCGAGGACUGCUUGCCUUUCCUGCAGUUGGCGCAGGACUACAUCUCCUCCUGUGGUAAAAAGACACUGCAUGAAAUACUGGAAAAAGUCUUCAAAUCAUUCAGACCUGUAAGUGUCCAUUUUUUUACCCUUUGGCUUUAUUGCAUUAAGAGGUUUUGUUUUCAACAUGCCAGACCACAAACACCACACGCUUCCAUGAUCGUUUCCCAUCAUCACACAUAAAUGUGUGUAAGCAUAAGUUUAUUUUUAAGAGCUUUAUUUUUCUGUCUCCCGUUUUCCAAACAGACAUUCCCAGCUGGGACGGAAAGCAACUCAAAAGGGCCCGUCCAUCCCAUAUGAGAAUUGAUACACACGUUGUUUUUUUAUUUCAGCAUGCAGCAUCUAAAGAACUAGAGUAGUUGGCUGUGCUGGCAGACUCUGAUGUGGAAUUAUUUCCUGGCACCUCUGUUGUGAAAUUUCACAAUCUACUGAAAUUGAAAAGGGUGGAGAACUGAGCAUGCUCUUUCCCCCUGAGAAAACAUUACACUAAGAAGAAUCAGGUGUGUUGCUCCUCCGUCCAAAGAAUGAGGAAGCAGUGGCCCUCCAGAGACCGUAGGACUUCAUCUCCCAUCACCCCUGACCUUUGGGCAUGGCAGCUGAGGCUGAUGGGACUUGGUGUCCAACAACCACAGGUGGAGCUUCAGGUUCCCCAGUCUUUCUCUGCCUGCGCUGCUCCAGUAAUGCUAAACUAGGAACCUCAGGUCAGCGGGACAACUGUGGUUACUCUCCAUAGGGGCAUCUUCCCUAGGUGCACACAGCCACAGGAAGUGAUUCUCUUGUCAGCCCCUGCCAUGUGAUCUCCCCUGCUUCUCAUGUGUCUGGAGUAGCGCAGGAUGGAAGCACAGAGGGAGCCAUAGUUGCACCCAUCCUGUAUGACAGGGGUGCCCUGAAGAUGUUGCUGACAUGUUGUUGCAGCUGAUGGGAGCUGGAGUCCAGCUUGGCCCCGAAUGUGCAUCUCUCAGUUAUGGUUUAACCCUAGGCAAUCUUGACAUUGUAGGGCCUGCAUUAGAUGCUCUCCAUAGGGCUGCUUCCAGCCUGGUGAUCAAAAUAUCACAACCCCAAAACUCACUUACGUGGAAGUUAGUUUUGUUAAAAGUGAAUGGGCAGCAGUGCCAUUUAAGGGCAGACGUCACAUUCACCUUUUAUCCUGCUCUGAACACAACCUUGCCUUUAACAACUUACCUGGUAGCUACAGGCAACCAGGAAUUCCACACGGAACAAGUGAACAGGCUGGUGGCGGCGUCGGCAAAGGGAUUUCUCUUCCUCUUCCUCCAGUCCACUUGGUUUCCUGGUUGUCUGUUGAUCCAACCCUCUGUUCUGUCCUCUCUUCACCAGCCUUUGAAAGAUGUCAUCUUUCUUUUUCACUACAUUGUUAAGUGUGCUGCGUUUCCUUGCUGUAUGCAGAAGAGGGGGCUUCCUGGUUAACUUCCCAGCAGGUGAGUCAGUGUUUCUUACUGGGAUGGGGAGCAAGGCGGCAGGGAGGUCAGCACAGUGCAAGAGCACUACAGGAAGCAAUAUAGUGUAUUUGCACUGUACUAACUGCUUCACCUGUCUCCCUCCUGGUAAGCAACAGUGAACUCACCUGCUGGGAAGCUAGCAUAACAGUUCCUCCUCCUACUUCUGCUGGAGACACAGCCUAGUACCUAGCAGGCUAGUAAUGUCUGCAGGCUUAUUUACAAGGCUGCAUGAAUGUAUUAGAGUCAGACUAAUGGCCCAGUAUUAUCAACAGAUCUCCAGGUUUGCAGAGCUAACUCCGGUAUCUAAAGCUCUUGAAGGGAAGAUUUCCCUCAACAAGUAUGGCAGCCCCCAUUGCUGUGAAGAAAGGAGGUUUAUGUGCCUGGGUUUCUUUACACAUUUUUAAUUAUUAUUAACACCAAAGAUGUGUGAAAACUAAAUGAACCAGAGGUGUCUACAAACUUCAGCAUCCUACAGGUGUGCUCAUUCAGGGAGCUGGAGCUGGCCUCAUUUUAUUGAUAAGUAUCUUAGGAACAAACCAAGUCAACUGCUGCCUAAUGUGUGAAUUGGCCCUCUCUGGCCCACGAGUCACUGAGCUGUUACACUCCUUCCCGCAAUUUUAAAUUCUUUUAUGUGGUGCUGCAAAUAACCACAUCCUCAAUUUGUUCUUGGAGUUAGAACAUCAGUGCUGUUGCCUGGUUGUUUUGCCCUUUUGUAUUACACUCACAAUUUUAUUUCUGUCGUCUUUAUAAAUAGCUAUUGGGGCUUCCAGAUGUAGACGAUGAUGCGUUUGAAGAAUAUAAUGCAGAUGUGGAAGAAGAAGAGGCGGAAGCCGAUCACCAGCAAAUGGGUGUCAGUCAGCAGUAAUUUUCAGAGGAAGUGAAAUAUAUUUUAUCCUACCAGGUGGGAUCGCUAUGCUUCCGCAUUAGCAUUUUUGAAUGACGCAUCACACUGGAAAAUCUGACUCCCAAACCCAAAGUUUAAAGAAAACAACAAUAUUUUUCAAAGUCUGUGAUGAGCUUUGCUAAGAAGUGGCCUGAAUUUAACUCCUGCUUCAGUGAGGUUUCUAUGGUGUUGUCUCAGUAGCGUUCUGCCAUUGUUAACUUAGAACUAGGGUUUUUCUUUUCUUCCUGCUGACUUGUCUUUUGUUUUGUUUUGUUUUAAUUAUUAUCAUUUUUUUAUUUGUUUGUAUAGAAUUAACAUUUCACUGACGUGAAUGUGAUUUGAAUGUAGGAACUAUUUGGUUGGUGUGUUAAGUACUUGCGUGACCUUACAGAGGACCAUCCAUGCAGAGAAUAAAUGCAAUCUGCACUUUCAGUCUUA